AUGACUGUGUACACUGAUAGCAGCGGUGUGAUCUGGUAUAACGGCUUCAGUGAAACUUAUCGAGAGAGAAAGCAAUUGGAGGAAAUGUCAGAAACAACAGGUAUUGCAGGCCCACCCCCUGAGAGUCGUACAUUAUUCCAAAGACUAUCGGAAUCUUCACAUCCAAUAGCCUUGAUCUUCUUCUUGGGAUUCAGAAUAGGUUCAUUGGUUGCCUACCUCUUGGGUCUUUUAUUCACAAAGAACUUUAUAUUCUUUUUCAUCUCAGUGAUAUUACUUUUAGCUGCUGAUUUUUGGAACGUUAAAAACAUUAGUGGAAGAUUAUUAGUUGGUCUUCGUUGGUGGAAUGAAACAGAUGAUAAUGGGGAAAGUAUAUGGGUGUUUGAAACUUCAGACCCUUCAAGAUAUAUCAACCCAAUCGAUUCAAAAGUGUUUUGGAUAUUACUUUAUGCCUCACCAGCUUUCUGGAUUGCAUUAGCUGUGUUUGCAGUUUUGAAGUUUGAAUUCCUUUCAUUAAUCCUCGUGAUUAUUGCAGUUGCAUUAACAAUGACUAAUGCUUUGGCUUUCACAAAAUGUGACAAGUUUGGUAAAGCUAAUAGUAUUGCUUCCGAUGUUUUUGGUCGUGUUUCUGGUGGGUUCUUGAGCAGCAUCACUCCAUCUUUCUUAUCAAGAUGA
Hansenula anomala is the source of this 672-nucleotide messenger RNA. RefSeq names its product Tvp23p (gene TVP23). The coding region runs from base 1 to 672 and encodes 223 amino acids. Gene Ontology annotation, biological process: protein secretion; vesicle-mediated transport. Lineage: Eukaryota; Fungi; Ascomycota; Saccharomycetes; Phaffomycetales; Wickerhamomycetaceae. The transcript is spliced from 5 exons. Gene Ontology annotation, cellular component: Golgi membrane. The record is from RefSeq and is a predicted model, not a curated record.